Botrytis cinerea B05.10 is the source of this 2155-nucleotide messenger RNA. RefSeq lists its product as hypothetical. Bases 1241 to 1453 code for a protein of 70 amino acids. The record is from RefSeq and is a predicted model, not a curated record. NCBI's taxonomy places the organism in Eukaryota, Fungi, Ascomycota, Leotiomycetes, Helotiales, Sclerotiniaceae. The transcript is spliced from 7 exons.
GAUUCCUCAAUUAUUUUGUUGAAGCUUUUGUUGAAAUUGUAAUUUUUUUUUUGUUGGGAUGAAGUUUACAAGGCUGAAUCUACGUCAUCUGUUGAAUCUCGAUCCGAUAAUCUAAAUUAAGAGUGACGGGCUACACAGCCUUAUACUCGGGUAGAUCAUGCCCGUGCAUGAAAUGGAUGUGCCAGAAAAAGUACAGCUGGCAUGGAAACUCUUGGGAAUUCACCGAAUGGUUUACGAGCUUGCUACGGAACGGACUCGACAUGAAGGCAACGACUCGAUAAUUGCUCGUUGAUAUAACUAUACCGUUUCCGUCGGAUCGAAGAGGUAGAGAACAAAGAUGUUGUGAAUGAAGAGGAAUAUGUUUGUAUCACCAAGUCGUGGAGGAGUUGCACCUUGUAUCAGCUCCACACUACUAUCUGAGUUCUGGCCAUGAAAAAUAGAAACAAAUAUCAUGAGUCGCAAAAAGAAUGAACCAGCCGACUCCGAAGAAAAUCUCCGAAGACUCCUCAAACCAAGAUGUCUCCUCAUCUUCCUCCACCUUGCAAGUCUGUUUUGGAAAUCAAUUUUUUUCUUCUUGAUGCACAAGGCCAGUCUAAAAGAAAAUUCUGGAAAGGAAUAAAAGUCGACAAUGAAGCCUUUUACACAACUUCUCGAUGCGUCGCAUUUUUUUGAUAGAGAAAUUUUUAUCCCGAGCAUCGAUUCCUCGUACGAAAACCGAAACAAUCUGGCAGCAUACUACACGCAAUAAGGGCUGAAUAAGAGUAGUCGACACGACUCAUGGCCAGAAACGAUAGAAUGCUCCUGCCGUAUAGCAUUCAAGUUCCCUCGAAAAAAUCUUCUUUGUUGGAGUAUCUGGUUUUCAUUCGAGAGACAACACUUGUUGUCUCGAGUAUUUUGAAACCAUCCAUGCUAUGCAAAAAACACAGCCAUUUACUGUCGAGGAAAAAAACCAGACUGGUACGAGAAGAUUUUUAAUAUGCGCUUGGCUACAAGAAGGCGAACUCCUCUCUCACUUUGGUUCCCUCAAACAUUCGGUCCAGCUCGCCUGAAGUGCAAGCACGUUUUCGUAUAACAGGGCUAUUGUUCGACAUGCGAUGUAGAUGAAUGAGAGUAUAUGCUCGAGCAAAUCAGGAAAUUCAUUUCCUAAAAGAUCCAGGAGUGAAUGAAUAUCCUGGCGCCACAUUCCAGCAGGCAUGUCGUAUUUUGACGCUAAUCGCAAAAUAUCAAGGUUCACAAGUUGAUGUCGAGAGGCCAGAAAGAAAUUGUGCUUUCCGAGAAAUGGGGUUCUAUGCAAGGUAAUCAGAGCUUAUUACUGAUUAUUAUAAUGUUUUCAUUCUCCAAUAUGGUACCAGCUUUUAACGGUACUUGUUAUGAGUACCUAGGAGGAGUUGAACGGUAUAGCAUGGCCAUUGAAGAAGACAACAUUCGAAAUCGGGAGGUUGGACAGGCUUAGCACGUCAUCGGUAUUCAAAGGCUUCCGACAAAGCCCCCCGAUUGGUCAGCUUUAUCAUCACUUCGCGAUUCUUGCACGACCAGUCGCCAUCCAUCCAUUCUGAGUCUGCGUUAGAUAAUAACAAUAUGGUUAUAGUUAUACCCUUCCAUUUGAUCGGCAGGCUAAUGAGCAGUUAGUCGUCCGCAGAAAUCUGAUUAUAACGAAACCUACUGUUAUCUCAUCAUGGCGGUUUUCAUACGCCCAUCUUUCCAGCUGGUAUUGAAUCGUCACCGGAAGGGUAUCGAGAGUGGCAGUAGUAGGUUGGCUAUAAACUGUUGAGAUCGGAGAAUCAUAGGUGCCCCGGAGCCUCCCACGACCACUGUGGUGAAGUGUACCCGGCGGAUUGGGCGUCGAAGUGAAUGGCAGUAGUAUCGAUCUGGUGUCUCUGACGAUCGUUGCUACUCGGCUGCGCAAUAUGUGCAGGAGCAAAGAGGAAAUGUAGUAUUCUUUGUGAUAAAAAUGGGACACAAAGCUAUCUGGAUCUGGAGGAAGCAGACUGCAAAGUAUGUAGUAUUGAAAGAAAUGAGGAUAGAAAUGUAUUUGACUACUCGGCUGUGAAGAAGUAAAGGAGGUUGUGUUGCGACCGAGUGUGCUAUGCGAAGGGAGGAGAGAUAUAUAACCAAUCAUUUAGGCAUCCAAAUCUAUCUUUCGAACCGUUUGCCA